AUGGCUUUCGAAACAGUGACCUCGAUCCCCAAGGAUGCCACUUAUGACUUUGUCAUCGUGGGCGGAGGCACAGCUGGCUGUGUCAUUGCCUCGCGUCUUACCGAGUAUCUGCCUAACAAGAAAGUCCUCUUGAUUGAAGCUGGCCCAAGCGACUUUAUGGAUGACCGUGUGCUGCUCCUCAAGGACUGGCUCAACCUCCUAGGAGGAGAGCUCGACUACGACUACGGCACAACCGAACAGCCCAAUGGCAACUCUCACAUUCGACACUCGCGUGCCAAGGUGCUCGGUGGCUGCUCAUCACACAACACACUGAUCUCAUUCAGGCCAUUUGAGUACGACUGCAAGAGAUGGGAAGCACAGGGGUGCAAGGGUUGGAGCUUCAAGACGUUUAUGCGUGUGCUUGACAACCUUCGCAACACCGUCCAGCCUGUACACGAGAAGCACCGAAAUCAGCUCUGUCUAGACUGGAUCGACUCGUGCUCGACUGCCAUGGACAUUCCCGUCAUCCACGAUUUCAACCACGAAAUCAAGACCAAGGGUGCCCUCAAGCCUUCUGUUGGCUUCUUCUCAGUAUCAUACAACCCUGAUGACGGUCGACGAAGCAGUGCUAGUGUAGCGUACAUCCACCCUAUUCUCCGGGGCGAGGAGAAGCGCGACAACCUGACUGUGCUCACCAACGCGUGGGUCAGCAAGGUCAAUGUCUCGGGUGACAAGGUCACUGGCGUUGACAUUACACUCCAGAGCGGCGAGAAGCGCACGCUUAGCCCCAGCUGUGAAACAAUCCUGUGUGCAGGUGCCGUGGAUACACCAAGGUUGAUGCUGCUUUCCGGUCUUGGCCCCAAGCAACAACUCUCCGACCUCGGCAUCCCCGUCGUAAAGGAUAUCCCCGGGGUAGGCGAGAACUUGCUAGACCACCCCGAAAGUAUCAUCCUGUGGGAGCUGAACAAGCCCGUACCCGCCAAUCAGACCACCAUGGACUCUGACGCAGGUAUCUUCCUACGCCGCGAGAUUCCCAAUGCGGCAGGCGACGAUGGCGACAUUGCGGAUAUCAUGAUGCACUGCUACCAAAUUCCCUUCUGCCUAAACACCGCAAGGCUAGGAUACGAUUCCCCCAUUGACGCCUUCUGCAUGACUCCCAACAUUCCCCGCCCCCGUUCCCGCGGCCGCAUCUACCUCACUAGCGCAGACCCUACCGUCAAGCCCGCGCUAGACUUCCGCUACUUCACCGACCCUGAAGGCUACGACGCUGCCACCAUCGUCGCCGGUCUCAAGGCAGCACGUGAGAUCGCAAAGCAGGCCCCCUUCUCCAACUGGAUCAAGCGCGAAGUCGCUCCCGGACCUAAAAUCACCACCGACGAGGAACUGUCAGAAUACGGCCGCCGUGUGGCGCAUACCGUGUACCACCCUGCAGGCACCACCAAGAUGGGUGAUGUAAGCAAGGACGACAAGGCUGUUGUGGACCCUGAGCUCAAGGUCCGUGGCCUCAAGGGCGUCAGGAUUGCGGAUGCGGGUGUUUUCCCUGAGAUGCCGACGAUCAAUCCCAUGUUGACUGUCCUUGGUAUUGGCGAGCGUGCGGCGGAGAUGAUUGCGCAGGAGUGGGGAUGGAAGGGUCUGCAGAAGGAGAGGUUGUAAGUUUUGUUGGUUUGGAAUCUUGGAUAAAGAGUUUGGAUACGGUAAGAUAGUGAUGAUGUAAGUUUACAUUGCAAUGAUGCGAGUACCCCCAAUGCGAUAAAGAGUUUUUGCAGUUAUUGCGUUGUGUUUAAAAUAUUAUUGUGACCUAUACGAGAAUGGAGGUCCUCAGGUGUGUUUAUAAUUAUACAGGAAGAAGUCAUGAGCCCUUGUAGUAUAUCAGGCUCACUUCACCUCCAUCUUAAUCC
Messenger RNA from Pyrenophora tritici-repentis Pt-1C-BFP, 1877 nucleotides. Its product is annotated as BetA, Choline dehydrogenase and related flavoprotein. The record is from RefSeq and is a predicted model, not a curated record. NCBI's taxonomy places the organism in Eukaryota, Fungi, Ascomycota, Dothideomycetes, Pleosporales, Pleosporaceae. Gene Ontology annotation, molecular function: oxidoreductase activity, acting on CH-OH group of donors; flavin adenine dinucleotide binding.